CGGAAGGGGACCCGGCGGCGGGUAGCUGGUCGCCCAGAGCCUGGGUGCGCGUUCCGGAGCAGCGGCUCCCCGCACGAGCCUCGCCUCCGCUCGCCGGCCGGGGCUCCCGCCUCCGAGCCCCGCCACCCGCGGCCGUCGCCCGCGCAGCCCCGAGGGCCCCUCGCCUCAGCUGCACGUGCCGCGCCCCGUCCGGCCGCCGCGAUGAGCGAGCUUAAUACCAAAACAUCCCCAGCAACCAACCAGGCACCUGGCCCAGAGGAAAAGGGGAAAGCUGGCAGUGCCAAGAAGGCUGAGGAGGAGGAAGAGAUUGAUAUCGAUCUGACAGCACCGGAAACAGAGAAGGCUGCCCUUGCUAUUCAGGGCAAGUUCCGGAGAUUCCAGAAAAGGAAAAAGGAUCCUAGCUCCUGAAGUACCAGUCUUGCCCUUCACACUCUCCCUUCUCCCCUCUUCUCCGCAGUUCUAACUCCUAUGUAUCUUUGUCUCUUUGCCCCUCUAGCCUCUUGUUGAGACAAAUUCCACCCUUAUAUACUAUUUUCUCUGAUAUCCCCCUCAAGCCAUUGCAGCAGUGGAGACACAAGGAACAUGGGGAAGAUGAAGAAUUCAGUUGGCAGCCACUUGCUAAAGAUGGACCGGCUUCUCCUUGGGAUAAGCCUCCUUCGCCAGCACCCAGGCCUGGCCUAUGAGGUUGAGGAGCCAGAGGCUUUGAGGCUGAGAGAGGGGCCCCUGCCAGUGUGGGAGGAAGGGGGAAGCCUUCAGAGCAGGGCGCCCGAGGGUGAGCUUCAGCACUGUUCCGCCGGCUACAACAUUCACACUUCCGGUACCAUGUCUUGCCCCUCACACCCUUCUGCAGCACCACAUCCACCUUCCCUCCUAGGAGCCAAGUGACCGUGGGGACUGGGCCCCCUCCCUCUAGGCGGACCCAAAUCAAGCACCUUCCACGUUAGUGCAUGCUGAGUAGAGGAGUUUCCAGGAAGGGCUCCUUCAUCAUCCAGUCUAGGACGCUAAGGGGCAGAGGCAGAACAGGUUCAGAGGGUCAAGGGCAGGGAGAUGGGACUAGAGAAGAUUUGGAGAGGAAAGAAAAGUAAGGGAGGGGGGCUUUCCGGAGACUCAGCUACUGCUGGCAGACAUGGACCAGAUGAAGGAUUUCUGGGACUUUGCCAACCUGCCUCCCUCUAACCCUCCAAAUCUGGCUGUCCCUAAAGGCCACCAAACCAAGUGACCCCUGGAUUCCCCACAUCCCCACUGUGGAGUCAGAGCAGAAGUGAAAUAGCCCCUCUUGUGAUUUUAGCAUGUAUAAUAAUGAUUAAAAAAAACAACAACCCUCAAGUGGAG
Molecule: messenger RNA, 1332 nt
Organism: Hyaena hyaena (striped hyena)
Lineage: Eukaryota; Metazoa; Chordata; Mammalia; Carnivora; Hyaenidae
Gene: PCP4L1
Product: Purkinje cell protein 4 like 1
Exons: 3
Coding region: 202-408 (68 amino acids)
Source: RefSeq, a predicted model, not a curated record